UUUCCUCGCCGACCAGAGAGCGAGCGGGCCCAUGACGGGCUACACCAAGCAAUAUAUAUCCUUCGGGCCAACGGUGGCCGGUGAGCGUCAUUUGGGCUCGGGUUUGUUCGGCGCUCAAAGCAGAGCCGGACCAAACUCGUCGACGUCAGGCUUUACUCCGACUUCAACGUCGUCUACUACAGCGAGCAGACAUGCUUUCACAACGUAUUAUUGCCAUUGCACGCGGGCGGAGCGUGGUAUCUGGCAGCCGCGCGAGCGCGAUUGCGCUCUCCCGAGCAUGGUGCGUUGCAACCUACCUGCGGGGUUUUCGCGCUGCUCAUCAUGUCCGUCCAACGAGCAGGGAGGCUUCACAUUCAUAUACUAGGAAGGCCAAGUUUCACUCUUCAAAACUUUUGCAAGCUGAGACCGUGAAGGUCCCUCAGAUGGCGGAGUCGAUCUCCGAGGGAACCCUGAAGUCGUGGCUCAAGCAACCGGGCGAGUUUGUCAACGCAGAUGAGGAGGUUGCCACCAUCGAGACCGACAAGAUCGACGUCUCUGUUAACGCGCCGACCGCCGGCACUAUCACAGAACUGCUUGCCAGUGAGGAGGAUACUGUUACUGUUGGACAAGAUCUCUUCCGCAUUGAGCCCGGUGAAGGCGGAGCUGCGUCGCAACCCAAAGCGGAGUCGAAAGAGGAGCAGACCGACAAGACCUCGGAGAAGACUCCGCCGCCUCCGUCACCCGCCAAGGAAGACGUGAGACAAGAAGAUACUGCCGGUGUGCAGGAGGGCACACAAGACCAGACGCAUUCAACACUGUUCAUUAACAAGUCCUGA
Phanerochaete carnosa HHB-10118-sp is the source of this 815-nucleotide messenger RNA. RefSeq lists its product as uncharacterized. The coding region runs from base 192 to 815 and encodes 207 amino acids. The record is from RefSeq and is a predicted model, not a curated record. The transcript has 3 exons. Lineage: Eukaryota; Fungi; Basidiomycota; Agaricomycetes; Polyporales; Phanerochaetaceae.